This is a messenger RNA of Heterocephalus glaber (naked mole-rat), 1617 nucleotides long. It is a transcript of the gene Fmr1nb, whose product is annotated as FMR1 neighbor. The record is from RefSeq and is a predicted model, not a curated record. Lineage: Eukaryota; Metazoa; Chordata; Mammalia; Rodentia; Bathyergidae.
GCGUUAAAGGGGCGGGGCCUGUGGCAGAAACGGUUGCUGGGAAGGCACUGACCGCAGGUUUCGCGAGAGUGUCCUGUGAGCGUCAUCUGGGUCCUCGAAGAGGCAGCGGCUAGGCCUAAUUGCAACCCGGAGCCAUGCCUUCGGUUAAAAGAAGGGUCAGCAGACUUAAGCUGAAAGAGCUGGAAGUGAAGAAGGUAUGCCAAGUCGUGAAGGAUUCUGAAGGAAAGGAAGGUGUGGAGAAUCGGCCUCUUGUUGUCUUCACGGGUAUCAGGGCAGGCCAGCAUCGCCGGGAAAGGGCAAAAGUGAGACGUGAGCACGCCGCCCGCCGGUACUUUGUGCGCAAGAUGUGGAUUUUCCGGGCCCUUCUGAUACUCUCAGUGUUCAUCUGGUUGUUGAUGCUGUUCACCUCCUUUCAGUUUGGAGAAUAUUAUACAAAGAAGACUAAAAAUAAGUUCUUUGAAGUAGCGAGAGAGAAAGGGUUUUCAGAAUCCAUGUGUCCGAAUGAAGUUAACCUGCAGAACAGCAAAGUCAGUGACCACCCUCUGGAAAAAACAUCCACUUGGGAAGUUCUGUUCAAUUUUUUCCUUCCAACAACUUGCAUGAUAAAGGAGAACCAAAACAUAACACCUUGCAAUGAGCUGCUAAACCUUACUGAGACUGAAUGUUUGAAAUCCAAAUGCUGUUUUUCAACAUCUGUGACCAGGAAUUGCUUUGUCCCAUUAAGAGAUAAGUCUACACAGGUGAUGCGGAUAUUUGGACUUAGUGUAUUCAUCUUGCUUUUCCUGGGAUGGAUGAACCUUUGCUGCAUCUAUAUUUGGCAGAGGAGUCCUUUGCGUUUGAGGAAUGACAGAAUGUUGAAGAAUCUAAAGAAGAAAAAGAAACUGGAGGACAGUACUGAAGUGUUAACAACAACGGAAGAGGAAGAUGUUGAUGAAGAGGAAAAAGAAGCCGAAGGAAACAUCCACAAGAUGGCAGUAGAGGAACAGUCUUUGAAUGAGUUUCUCUGAGGCCUAUCAUAAAGUGACCUUAUUCUGACUUGAAAAGCAGACUAUGAAAUCUAACAAAGGAUUAUUUUUGCAUUGUGAAUACAUUUAUAUGAACAGUAACACAAAGAUAUGAACACAAGAUGUCAUAUGGGUGUAUUAUUCUAUGAAUUGCUUUUAUUGAAAGAAAUACCAUUGUAUUUAAUUUGCUGCAUGAAACUCAAGUGGGUCCAAAAUAUAGAGUGUCUGAGUAUUUUUCUAGUGAAAAUAUCCACAGCUUCUGUCAUAUCUUAAGGGAUCAAUUAUUCUCCAAACCGAGAAGCUUGAGGGGCUUAGGAAAGCAGAGUAGGGUUAAUGCCUUAACCACAUUGGAGUUGCUGGUAGUUUCCUUUUACUAUAUUCUUGAAAGUGUUUGAGAUUGAUGAAGCACCCAGCAGUGAUCAUUUGCUAAAUGGAUAUGAAGUAACACUUCUGCCAUCCCUUCUUUUGCCUUCUCCCAAACACACACACCAAGAUAAAAAUCUAUUUCACAAGAUGCUUGUGGCCUCAAUCAGAUGUUUGCCCGUGUUUAAUUUUUACUCUCCAAAAAUCCUCACUUAUUGGUCAUUGGAGAUGCUGACCAUAUAGGAAAAAU